Molecule: messenger RNA, 3336 nt
Organism: Crotalus tigris (Tiger rattlesnake)
Lineage: Eukaryota; Metazoa; Chordata; Lepidosauria; Squamata; Viperidae
Gene: LAPTM4B
Product: lysosomal protein transmembrane 4 beta
Exons: 7
Coding region: 42-923 (293 amino acids)
Cellular component (GO): lysosomal membrane
Source: RefSeq, a predicted model, not a curated record
UCCGCCCCUCAUCUUUGGCAGGCUGGAAGCCCGAUGACGUAAUGGAGCAGAGGGUUCCUCACCUCCACCCGCCUCUCCAGCUGAUAGAAGGCGCUGCUCGCUGCAUCCUCGCCUCUUCCUCUGCUCCUGAAUCCCGGCAGGGACCCCCAGCGGCUCUUCUUUCUCCGGCGUCCUUAGGAAGGAACCUGCCGCUUGGGAGUCGCUGUGAAAGGGCCCGGGAGGCAGCUCGGCAGGACGCGAUGAAGAUGCUGGGCUCGCCUUGGACUCGGUUCUACUCCAACAGCUGCUGUUUGUGCUGCCAUGUCCGCACUGGGACCAUCAUCCUGGGAAUCUGGUAUUUGAUCCUCAAUGCAGUGGUUCUGCUGAUUAUAUUGAGCGCUUUGACAGAUCCUGGCCAGUACCACUUAGCGGGUACUGAAUUAAGCAAUGACUUUGAAUUUAUGGAUGAUGCCAAUAUGUGUAUUGCAACUGCAGUUUCUCUUCUCAUGAUUCUCAUUUGUGCGAUGGCCAUCUAUGGUGCAUAUAAGCAACAUGCAGCCUGGAUCAUCCCUUUCUUCUGUUACCAAAUCUUUGAUUUUGCACUCAACACUUUAGUUGCUAUCAGCGUACUGGUUUAUCCAAACACAGUUCGGGAUUAUCUGCAGCAACUGCCUGCAAAUUUCCCCUACAAGGAAGAGAUUAUGUCAAUGAAUUCAAUCUGCUUAAUUGUCAUUCUUCUUCUUUGUUUAAGUAUCACAUUGGCUUUCAAGGCUUACUUGAUCAGUUGUGUAUGGAAUUGUUACCGUUACAUUAAUAACAGAAACAACUCUGAUGUCCUGAUCUACAUUACCACUAAUGACACAGCGGUGCUGUUGCCAUCAUAUGAUGACUCUGCAAAUAGCCCAGAGAAAGAUGCCCCUCCUCCUCCUUACGUAGCUGCAUAAGUGUGAUAUGUACCUAAAAAAAAACAACUAUAUUAUUUUUCAGAUCAUCCAAGCAAUAUAUCCUUCCUCUUUCAAGAUGGACAUGCAAGAACCUAGAUUUAUUUAUAGAUUAUUUUCAAAAUGUGUUUGUGUUUUCUUGUUUUGCCUAAAACAUCACUGAACUGGCUCAGUUUAACAAAGUAUACUAUUGCAUUGUAGGUUUUUUUCUUCAUGUAAUAUGUAUUUUUAUUUCCACCAUACCUAUACGUGGAAGUUUUGCAGAACUUCCAAAUCAAUUUUAAGAAGUCUUAAUUUACAACUUUCAACUGGAUUUAGAUUUACCUUUCCUUUAAUCCAGAUGCAGGCAAACUAUAGGUCAAAUAUAGCAUCUUACAUCACAAUGUUGCUACUGGGUGGCAAAAUAGCCAAAUUUCAGAGGAAUUUCAGACUGUAGGGUAGAAAAGGAUAGGAAAAAAGUUAUCUAUCUGCCUCUCCCACAAAUAGGGAUUUAUGUUUCUUUUCUUACUCUAACUAUCCCAUCCCCAAACAUAAAAAAACCCCAAAACAUUAUAAUCCUCCUAGUCCAGAAAUAAUAUGUUUCAUCAGCCAGAUGUUUCCAUAAAAUGUAAUCACAGUUCCCAUUAUCCCUAACUGGAAUAGCCAACCACUGUACUGGCUGAAGGAUAUGAAAAUAGUGCAGUUUAAACAGUGGGAGGGUAUCAGGCAGGGGACUACAGAUUAAGAUUUUUACCAUAUUUCCCCAAAAGUAAGACCCAGUCUUAUAUUAUUUUUGCCUCCAAAAGAGGCAUUAAGUCUUACUUUUGGGAGGUGUCUUAUAUUUUUCGUGGCACCUGCCUCGCCUCACGGUGGCAGCACUAAUAGCCCUAUCCAGCAGGAGCUGCAGGGCUGCUGGCCCACUUCUGCUGCGGCUGCUCGCGGCAGAAGGCCACGAGGCACAUCACACUGCUGCCGCCACAAUGAGGCGAGGCAGGUGGGGAAGGGGGUGGAGCUGCCCCAUGUGCCCUGCACCCGCUUCCUUCAGGGCCCCCCCAGCAGACCAUUCCUUGCUCCCUUUCAUUCCCCUCCCGAGCCGGACUGCCAUGCUACUGUAUGGAGGAUGGGUGGGGUAGACCUGGUUCCCUUCUGCCAUUUCGGAGCCAGGGGGGAAUGAUGGCAAAAGGCUCCGCUGCAGUGGAGUGUGUUCUGUUGUCUGCUUUAAUAUAAGAAUUUAAUACUCCUAUUUGUUCCAUUUGGAUAACUCCAGUGUCUAUGAUGUCUGGACUAUGGCAAAUAAUAAUAAUAAUGUUUUCAAUAUGUAUUACAAUCAUUAUCAUAUAACCUUACAACAACCCUAGAGGAUAGGCCAUUAUUUCCAUGUCUAGUUUAAUUCUUAUAAAUAAGCUGGCUACAAUUGCCUUCAUGACUGACACAGCAUACAAAUUGGCUGAAAGAAUGAGUAAGUAACAUUUGCUGUUCUUAUCUGGGACCCAUUAAAUCAGUUAAACAUAAGGAUGACUGUCUUCAAUCCCAUUGAUUUUAAGCCUAUGUUUCUUAAAGGUUUAGUAUAGGUUUACUUGAGAAGCUGGUAUAUAAUCACAAAGCUAUAAAUCAAUAAAAUUAUUGUUUCUUCUUCACUCAUUUAAAAAUGGAAUCUCUCUCACUUUUUGAAUGAGUCAUGCAUUACAUGAAGCCAUAGUUUGCUUAAAUGAACCACAGCUGGCUGGGUUUGUACAGAUGACAACAUUAAGAAAGUUAUAUGUGGGUUACCGCAAUGCAUAAAAUAAUAAUAAAAAAAGAUUAUGAAGAAACUAGGGACAAUUGUUCCAUACUUCUCUAUUUGGCCAAUGUUUAAAGUAGAUUACAUAUUAGUCUCAGUGCAGCUGUUGAAGAUUAUUAGCCUACUAUUGGUACAACACAUGCCUUAAGUGCAGUAAUUCAAGGGUUCAGCCCUGGUUAUAUUCACAUAAACAUCCAUUUUCCCCAAACGUUUUUGAAAUGUUUAUAAAACUGAAAAACAGGAUUGAGGGUAAUGAAAGUAGUGAAGUGGAAUUGGAACUGAAAACAAAGCAAAUUUCUCCUUCUGGGAUGAUGUAAAAGGAAGAACUAAUAGACACCCCUACUUCCAGUACAGGCUAUUUCUUACUAUGUACUAAUUUGCUGAUCAGGCUAUGAAGUGACAACGAAUUUUCCACAUAAGAAGUUUUUCUUUUGUUAUGCUAGUCACUAUUGCACUGGAUUAGGCCUUACAAUCAAUUUAAAUUCAUAUUUUCUUUAGUUUUGGUUUACCUGAUCUGGAUAAUUAUCUAAGUGUUCAGUUUGGUUUACUAUUUUUAAUUUGUGAAAUUUUUAAUUAUCUGUAUGAAAUGAGCUAUACACACUUUUCAUUCAAAACUUGUGGUAAAAUUAAAUCUAAUAAAAGGAUUAUUUGCUCAUA